This is a messenger RNA of Boeremia exigua, 1703 nucleotides long. Its product is annotated as chaperonin 10-like protein. The record is from RefSeq and is a predicted model, not a curated record. Gene Ontology annotation, molecular function: oxidoreductase activity, acting on NAD(P)H. Bases 159 to 1307 code for a protein of 382 amino acids. The transcript has 3 exons. NCBI's taxonomy places the organism in Eukaryota, Fungi, Ascomycota, Dothideomycetes, Pleosporales, Didymellaceae.
GUGUAGACUAGUAUCUGCAAACCAGAAUGAAUAUUGGACAGGCUGCAGAAGAUAAAACGAUCUCCUUUCCAGGCCGAGCUUGAUGUUCUGAUCAAUGCACUAUCUCUUCGUUUUCUUGUCAUCAUUCAAGAGGUCGACCACACUCAAAACAUAACGCCAUGCAAGCCCUGAUUUCGAUUCCGAAAGACAAAUCUGUCGUAGUUCAGGAAGUGCCAAAACCAAAGCCUGGACCUACCGAGAUACUCGUCAAAGUCCAUGCUGUGGCGUUGAAUCAUGUAGAUGCGAUUUAUGCUAAAUUCCCAAUCGCUGCACAAGAUGUUCGCACCAUUGGCAGCGACUUCGCUGGAGAGGUGGUUGAGAUCGGUGCAGAUCUUCAAGGCAUUACCGAUCCAAGAGCAAUAGAAGGAGCACGAGUAGCUGGAUUUGUACAAGGUGCAUGUUCCGUCAAUGAGCGCCCUGGAGCAUUUGCUGAGUAUCUUGCUAUCGACAUGGACCUUACUUGGAGCGUUCCGGACCAGAUGCCGUACGAGGAUGCUGCGACAAUCAGUCUUUGUGGUCUUACUGCCGCUCAGGCAGUGUUCGAUAGACUACAACUACCCUGCCCAUUUCGCCAGACGGAAGGUUUCGGCGGGUUAACACUCAAGCCGAAUGAGCUGGUUAACGUUUUUAUUUAUGGUGCAACUUCUUCCCUUGGUCUUUAUGCCGCACAACUAGUCAGGAAGGCUGAACAGGCUUCGGGAACGAAGGUUCGACUGCUGGGUGCCGCAAGUGCCGCAAAGCACGCCCAAUUACAGCAAACGCCAUACAAUUAUGAUGUAUUGGUGGACUACAAGGACCCAGAAUGGCCCAUAGAGAUACGCAAAGCGACAGGUAAACAAGGGGGUGUUCAGUAUGCUCUGGAUGCUGUAUCUCAAGGACAGACCGUCAGUCUGGUCGAGAGUACUAUUGGUGUCCAAGGAAGAUUCGCAGCUUUCCGUUCGCCAGCUCUAGGAGGUUUCAGAAUCGACGAGCUCCGAAUCAAACCAAUCCUUGGUGCGGUGUGGGAAGGCCUUGGAGCUGAGAUUGUAUAUCAGGGAGGGGCUGUCAUCCCAGCCAACUCAGAAGCGCGUCAAUUUGCCGCAGAAUUCUACAAGUAUCUUGGCCUUGUCGGAAUAGUUCCAAACCCCACUCGACGGAUGUCAGGAGGCCUUGCCAACAUCCCCAACGAAGGAUUCUCACUUCUCGGAGCCUGGGGCGACAAAGAAGCAACAGCCAGAGAGCAUCUGAGACCUAUUAGUGGCGAGAAGAUUGUCUACACGGUAUCCUAGUGCGAUGCCAGGUUGCCCAUUGAGUCGAUGUUGUAACAGCUUAUCAGACCUCUUGUAUCGAAGGGCCGUCUCUGAGCUGAAGCCUUGAUGUAAAGCUUGUAACUUGUAAAUUUUCAUACAGGUUUUUCUUCUUUGCUAUUUCAAGGGGCUGAAUUGCUUCGUCGGUAUUCUUUCAAUAAUCAAAUAAACUAAGCCGUCGACUAUAAGUUGGUAAGGGAUACAGGUGCUCAAACGACCCUAUCCUUUCUACCUUCUUUGGCAUCUGUUCAACUCCUCUCUGGCUAGUCUAGUGUGCACACCUAUUCGAGGUCAAUGCUGUCAACAACUCAACUUAGAUAACAUGCUUCGAUUGCUCAAAGAUCGAUUCAAGAUAAUACUGGCACCUGUAGAUUGCGU